UAGCAGCCGUAUCAAUCCAGUGCAACAGCUCCAGGGCGACAGUUGCUACUCCUUCUUGUCAUCCAUCCAUCCAUCCUCUCAACAGCAUGAAGCAGUUUGUGGUCUUCUCCGUUCUGGCCGUGAUUGGCGGCUCCCUGGCUGCUCCUCGUCCGGAUGUCAGCCAUCUGGCGGGCUACAGCUACCAGGCGGGUGGCUUCAAUGGCGGCGGCCUGGUGGCCAACCAGGUGAUCAGCGCUCCUCUGGCCACGGUGACCACCUCCUAUCAGCCGACGGCCGCCGGCAGCAACUACUUCAGUUCGGCACCCACCAUCGGUCAACUGAACCUGGGAUCCGCUGGCUCCUCGGGAUCCUUAGGAUCCUCGGGCUCCUCCUUUGGCUACCAGGUUAGCGGCGGCGGCUCUGGAUCCUCCAACUACCAGCAGAUCGAAUCCUCCUCCGGCGGCGGCGUCGGCGGCGGAAUUGUUAGCGACAGCAUCGGCCUGACCGGUCUGCAGCCUGGACCCACCAUCAACUACAACGAACAGGAGUCGUACAUCAGCCACCUGGCCAACUUCCAGCCCGCCCAGAUCAACAAGCAUUUCUACAUCCACAGUGCUCCCGAGGAUCACGAUGAGCAGCAGAUCGUCCGCUAUGUGAACGUGGGCCGGCCCCAGAAGAACUACCGCGUGGUGUUCAUCAACGCACCCACCUCCACCACCAGCAAGGCCAAGAUCAUUGCCAAUGUGGCUCCCGUGGAGGAGAAGACCGCCAUCUAUGUGCUGUCCAAGAAGUCCAACGCUCUGGAUGUCAGUGCCGAGGUGGUCACACAGCGUCCGGUGGCCAACAAGCCGGAGGUCUUCUUCGUCAAGUACAAGACGCCCCAGGAGGCGGCCCAUGCCCAGCAGACCAUUCAGGCCAACUAUGAUGCUCUGGGCGGAAGCUCUGAGACCAGCAACGAGGGUGUCAUUCCCGUUUCCUCCGUGAUCGGCAGCCUGGGCGACAAUGGAGCCUCCGGCGUGGUGACCGAUGCCAGUGGCAGCCUGAACAUCGUGGGCACCGGCGGAGUUCCCACCAUCGAUGGAGGAGCCUCCUACGAGGCGGAGGGAAGCCAGCGCCAGGUGAUCAGCACCGUGACCACUGGCACCAAUGCCCAGGCCACCUAUCUGCCAGUGAGGCCGGUGAGGAAGUAGGCGAAUCAAU
Molecule: messenger RNA, 1179 nt
Organism: Drosophila takahashii
Lineage: Eukaryota; Metazoa; Arthropoda; Insecta; Diptera; Drosophilidae
Gene: TwdlX
Product: TweedleX
Source: RefSeq, a predicted model, not a curated record